Molecule: messenger RNA, 2040 nt
Organism: Effrenium voratum
Lineage: Eukaryota; Dinophyceae; Suessiales; Symbiodiniaceae
Source: the annotation of a GenBank genome assembly
AUGAGGCGCCAGCUGCCAGCCUGGCAAUCGCGGCCAAUGCUGCUGCAAGCGAUCCAGGAGCGACAGGUGACGCUGGUGGUGGGGGAGACGGGCUGCGGCAAAUCCACGCAGCUCCCGCAGUUCAUCCUGGAGGCCUUCGAGGAUGCGAACAUCGUGGUCACGCAACCCCGGCGCAUCUCGGCCCUUUCCCUGGCGCAUCGAGUGGCGCAGGAGCGGGGCGAGGAGGUGGGCGACAGAGUCGGCUACUCGGUGCACUUGGAUCAAAUGAGUUCCCGGCGGUGCCGGCUGCUCUUCUGCACUGCCGGCGUCUUCCGGCGCCGUCUGCUGGGGGACCCGCAGCUGGCGGCGGUUACGCACUUGGUCAUGGAUGAGCUGCACGAGAGGGACAAGGCCGGAGCAGAGAGGCGAGAGUCUCGCCUCAGGCCUUGUGGCGCAGGCUUCGCGGGGGUGCUGGGGUGCGCCGCGCAGUGGCCUCCCAUUGACCCGCUGCGCCAUGGCACGCCCAUCUGCUUUGAUGGUGACGGCCACAGCUUUGAGGAGUGCUGCAACCAGGAGACGUUUGGGCCAUGGGGCAACCCGGAGUGCUUCGAGGGCAUCUUCUCAUACGAGCUCUGCUGCCUACCGGAUUGGAAGAGUCGCAACACGGAAGUUCGUGCCUGUGACUGGGUGCAGUUUGCCCAGGAUUACAAGGAGCAGGCCCAGAACUCGGAGGACCCGCCCGGCGAGGCGGAGGAGAUUCUCAGUCAGAACGACCAACUCUACGAGGAGAGUUGCUGCAUGACCUACCAGGCGGAACAGAACCUCUGCUGGGGCUACCUGCCGCAUCUUCGGAGGCGGCUGCCAGGCACCAACCUCUCGCGGGGCUAUGUUAGCUGCUGCUAUGACCACCUUCAGGCUCUGCUGGAGGCCAGGCGGAAUGGCGCACCCGACCCAGCCUGGCUGCAGAAGGAAAUGGAGGCAAGGGAGGAAGGGAUGGGGGGGACUCGGUUGGCUGCUGCUGGCCCGCGUGCCAAGCCAGCUUCACUGCUGCCCGGCGGACGGGCUGAACUGCGCAUAAAAGCCACAUGCAUUCGAUCGCAGCUGCGAGCCCUCGAGCCGUGCCGCCACCGCAACCUCACCUUGCCCGAGCCCGACCCUGCCGCACAAGUGGUCCGCAGCGGCGGCAACGCGCUUCAGAUCAUAGGCUCAACCGGCAGCACAUGGAGUACGGCUGACGAGCGGCGUGCCAAGGGCUGGCCGGAGGCUGUUGAACCGCACAACAUCUUCGCCCUGGGAACGCUUCAGCCAGCCAGCUGGGAAGCACGAAUAGAAGCGCUGCCGCGUUCCCAUGGUGAGCAGGCUGGACUGUAUGCCUACGGUGAUGCGUCCUCCUGGGUCAAGUUUGUACUUGAGGGCGCGGGCGAUGGCAAGGUGAUGCUCGUCUUCGCUGAGCAGCGGGAUGGCGUGCCCUUCCUCCGUGGCAAAGUGCCGCUCGAUGACUUUGAAGGUGGCUUGCACCUACGACUGGAGGUGCACGGCGAGGGCCAGGUGCUCGCGUUCUGGCGGCAUAGCAUUAGUAGUAGCGUGAGCGGUAGUGACGCCUGGGUGCAGAUGGUUCGUGGACACGGCUGGUUGACGCCGACGGAGCAGCAACUCGCUUCUUCUCCGAAGCCUGGCGCGCUCGAGGCAGGCGACUCGCGGGGAAGUGAGCUGGCCGCGUGUAACCUGCCAAGGACAUGGAGGGCGGUCUUGCUCACAGAGCAAUGGCAAACGCGGACUGUAGUCACGUUUGAAGACGUGGCCAUGGAUGCUCUAGCAUCAACGGAAAAGCGGACAAAGCGAAAAGCAGGGAGGUGGGAAGCCUUUGCGGAUUGUGAGAAGGUCUGCAGCAAGGAGUUCCGGCGCUUUGCGCAGCAGGUGGCCAAGGCCGUGGACCGCAAGCCGCAGAAGCCGGUGGACGUCUCCAAGGUUCGGCAGCAUUUGGAGAAGCUGUUGGCAGAGGAGGAGGUCCAGGCGAUCGGGAAAUCCAAGUUCCGGAUGAAAUUGGCAGGUUAUGAGUAA